This is a messenger RNA of Sesamum indicum (sesame), 1305 nucleotides long. RefSeq names its product oxygen-evolving enhancer protein 2, chloroplastic-like. Gene Ontology annotation, molecular function: calcium ion binding. Gene Ontology annotation, biological process: photosynthesis. Gene Ontology annotation, cellular component: photosystem II; extrinsic component of membrane; photosystem II oxygen evolving complex. Lineage: Eukaryota; Viridiplantae; Streptophyta; Magnoliopsida; Lamiales; Pedaliaceae. The record is from RefSeq and is a predicted model, not a curated record.
CAAAAACACUUUCGGAGAACACUUGGUACCCAUUGCAGCCUCUACAACCUUAUCCUCCACCACAAAUCUAAUCUCCCAAAUCCAGAACCAUCCAUUGCCAGCUCUUCACACCUCAGCAACCAACACUCUACACUCUUCUCCAUCCACAUCAACACACACAAACAAGAAAAAAGACACACACUGCAUACAAGAACGAUCAAGACAACACAAAAAAAGUAGACGAAAAUAGAAAGAAAAAAAAGCGGGGAGUGACUCGGGUGAGUGAUCGAUUGAUCAUCAGAAAUGGCCUCAACUGCAUGCUAUUGGCACCACCAUGCAGCAAUCUCUAGCCCAUCCGCAGCAAGAACUUCUUCUUCUUCUCAGCGCUAUGCGUUGCUGUUGAAGCCCAACCAGCUAAUCUGCCGAGCCACCACCGUGUCGUGUCCCGUCGCUCUUACUGUGUUGAUUGGUGCUGCUGCCGUUGGCUCCAAGGUUUCACCUGCUGAUGCUGCUUACGGAGAAUCAGCCAACAUCUUCGGAAAGCCAAAGACAAACACAGAUUUCAAGCCUUACACUGGGGAUGGAUUCAAGCUUUCCAUCCCUUCAAAAUGGAACCCGAGCAAUGAAGUCGAAUACCCCGGCCAGGUCCUGAGAUAUGAGGACAACUUCGAUGCAACGAGCAACCUAACCGUAACCAUCACCCCCACGGACAAGAAGUCGAUCACCGACUAUGGUUCCCCUGAGGAUUUCCUGUCUCAAGUGGACUAUCUGCUAGGGAAACAAGCCUACUUUGGUAAAACUGAUGCAGAGGGUGGAUUUGAUUCGGGUGUCGUUGCAACUGCAAACAUAUUGGAGGCUUCGACUCCGGUGGUUGGAGGGAAACAAUACUACUUCUUGUCUGUCUUGACAAGAACGGCCGAUGGGGACGAGGGUGGGAAGCACCUGCUGAUCACGGCGGCCGUGAAGGACGGGAAGCUCUACAUAUGCAAGGUACAAGCCGGAGACAAGAGAUGGUUCAAGGGCGCAAGGAGGUAUGUUGAGAAUGCAGCAAGUUCUUUCAGUGUUGCUUAAUGAGAUGAGAAGAGCUAUGGGAUCAUUUGCAGUGAUGUGUAUGUGUAUAUUUAACUGCACAAAGAUAUCAACACUUGACCAAAUUGAGUUUGUUUUAAGUUUUAGACUGUUAAGUGGUGCCUAAGUUGUUAUUGAAAACUCAUAACAUGGUUUUUCCACACCUUUAGAGUCCCUUGUAAGGAAGCUAGAAUGUGCCCCUAGCCCACUCGGUGAAUGAUUUUUUAUCACAUUUAUGUAUUGCAUAUUAUUGUCACA